AUGAGCCAUAAACAUUCAUAAAUUGAAGUUUAACAUUUGUUUUUCCCAAAUGAAGAUAACUUUUCUAGAUUUUAGAAGAAAUUAAAAAAAUGUAAAUCUACAAUUUUGGGCUGUAUUUAUUAGUUGACUCAUUCAACUAUUAUUGAAAUUUUAGUUUAAUUAGCAAAUUAAGGAUGUCGAGUUGAUUUAAUUAUGGAUUAAAAUUCAGAUGAGCAAGAUGAAAGAAAAAAAACAACAAUUCACAUGCUUUUAGUUAUGAGUGGAUUCAAAAUAAAUAUCUCUUUAAUUGAAAAUAAAGGUUUAAUGCAUUCCAAAUUUUGUGUAAUUGAUAAAAAAAUUACAAUUUUAGGUAGUGCAAAUUGGACUUAUUAAGCAUUUUAAAAUAAUUUUGAGCAUAUAACCAUAUUUAAAGAUUCAAAAACAGCAAAAUUAUAUACAGAGUAAUUUCGUGUUAUUUGGGAUUAAGCAAAAUUAGCGAAGUAUAUUGAUUCUUAGAUUAUUUAUUAACCUAAUUAAAAUUGUGUAGAAUUUAAUAAAAAAAUAGUGUCAAAUAAAUUUGGAAUCAAAAAAAGAUAAUUUAAAAUUAAGUUUAGAAAAUAAAAAAAUAGUCUUAAUUAUAAAAAAAAAGAACAACAAUUACAAAAUGUUACAUUACCUUAAUUUCAAUAGAUUUAAAUCAAAUAAAAUCUACCUUUAUUUGAAUUAUCAUAAAUAGAAGAGUAAAAAAAAGCAUAAACACAACAUUAAAAUGAAAUCUUAGAUUUUCUUGAAAAUAUAAGAUUGCACGAUGAAAAAAAAUAAAACUAUUCAGGUAUCACAAUUUAAAACGAAAAUUAAAAAUUGUUGUAAGAUAAUAAAAACGAUUCUAGUCAGUAUGAUUCAAACCCUUGGUAAAUGAAAAAUUAGUUAUUUUUUCCAAAUAUAAUUAAAAAUUCAACUAAACACAAAUAAAUAUAGAAAUAAGAAUAAAAUAUUAUUAUAAUUGAUGACGAAGAUGUAGAAGAAGUGCAAAUUAUAAAUGAUUUCUCAAAACAUUUUUUGUGA
Molecule: messenger RNA, 1044 nt
Organism: Paramecium sonneborni
Lineage: Eukaryota; Ciliophora; Oligohymenophorea; Peniculida; Parameciidae
Source: the annotation of a GenBank genome assembly